CUAGUCAAAAAAAUUGAAAUAGAGACGAUUUGGCGCGCUUCGCGGCAAGUACGGCUGCCAUCUUGUAAAAGUGUCUCUGUAGUGUUUGGAAGUUCAGCGAGAAGGAACAGCAGCUUCGCCGGAGGCUGGAAGUCCUUUCAAAGCGGUCGCAACGCUCCUUGGCAGUCCCUGGGCACCCAGGUGACCCUCGAGCGAGGCCAGGGUACUCAAAAGCUGCUACGACGAAAAUUAGCAAGGCCAGCGGACUCACUUUACACGCCCGACUCUCGCGAAGAUGGCAGCUCUCUCGCCGACACCUCGCGUUCAAUUGACGGCUGGCUUUGGCCGUGAAUAUCGUCUACGAACUCGCCUCAUCGUCAACGAUAACGCGACGCAACGACGGCCUGACAGCGACGCAUAACCUGCCUCUCGACGACAGAAAGGGACCCUUCAAAGUCGUACCGGAUUAUAUGCGUCUUUUGUUUUUCUUUCCUAGUUCGCACUUCGUCACCGUCACGAUCCAAGCGGAGUCGUUAAAGCGGCUGCUUGAGACGGUCGGGUCACAUGCACGUGUCUGAAGGUAAGUUCGGCAUCAACGGGCGGUACAGAGGAGUCCAGCCCAUCUUCUAGCCCUGCUUCAGCCACAAGUCUGACCAUGGCAGCUCCAAAGUAUGGUACAUUGGUACCUAAUCGUAUAUUUGUUGGGGGAAUCUCAGCAAGUACAAGUGAGGCAGAACUUGCAGAACUUUUUUCUCAAUAUGGUACUGUGAAAGCUACAAAAAUAAUUGCUGAUCGUGCUGGAGUUUCAAAAGGCUAUGGUUUUGUCACAUUUGAAACUGAAGAAGAAGCUAAACGGCUUCAACAAGAGCCUGAAUGUAUUGUCCUAAGAGAGAGAAAACUUAAUAUAGCUCCUGCAAUCAAGAAACAGCCCUUCAACAGAUCAUUCGAUGGUGGUUCUGGUUCACCACCCUCUGUGCCUAGUAGUACUUAUUAUUAUGCGAAUGGUAUGGGUCUUACAUACCAGAAUGGUAUGACAUUCUACAAUGCAGCGGCACCUGCACCAGGAACUCCUAUAGCACCACCAGCAGAUCCUGCGACAAUUUAUCAAGCUACAGGUGUUUUUGGUCCUCAAGCUACUACUGGUCAUCAAACCUUUGCUCCAGUUAUGUAUCCAUGUCCAGCACCAUCUUUAUACAUGCCACAACAGUACCAGUAUCCACCCAUGCCGUACGAACCAUAUUACGCAGGAGCAGCUGCUGCUGGAGCUUCACCAUAUCUAUUUACUACCAGCAGUUCGCAGAGCAACACAAGUAGUGGUGGCAAUAAUAACAACAGUGGCAAUAAUGGUACAGGAGCAAAUAGUCCAGCAACGGGUCCACCGCCAACGCUCCCGUCUCUUCAUCCACCACCUCCUGCACACUUUUAUGCUCCUGCUGCACCACCACCACAUCAUCAUCCACCAGUGCCCACAGGACCGCCUCCGCCACAAAUGGAUCAUCUUUAUUACUCUUUUGCAGCUGGGCCACCUCCACCACCUCCUGCUCAUGCACCUAUUGGAUUGUCUGAUCAUCAACUACUUGUUUACUCCCCUGAUACUUCGUGUCAACAAACUACUACAUCAGACAAUCAAACUGCUCCGCAAGAGGAUUCACGUUCGACAUCAAGCCACUCGGAGCAACCACAUGGUGAAUCACAAGCUGCUUCAGGAUCAGCUACGCCUCUGGUAUCCCUAAUGCCUCUAAAAUUUCCUAUGUCCAGUCGUUACACCAAUUACCAUCCAAUCGCGAUACAUACUACUAAUUUACAUAACUCACAAACAUGUUUAAAUGAAGUAGAUGAUUGCAGUGCAAAUCAAAUGCAUUGUAGAGCUAUAGUUUAUCAUCCUGUUUACAUUCCUCAUACACAUCCACCACAAUUUCACAAUACUUCUGGUGGUGCCAGUCUUUUACCAACACCUCCAUCAAUUUCACAAUUUGAGUCAAGUACUAAAACACAUCUCAAUUCCAGAGAUUAUACCAAAUCAAGUAUAACAAUAACUCAAAGCAAUUAUGUUAAAUCUCAAAAUCAUAUAGCGGUAAUCAAUCCAAACACUUUUAGUAAAGCUCAAAGUGUAGGAAAUUCAUUGCCACAUAAGUAUACUAAUGUAGAUGGAACUCAUAAGUACGCAACCAUUGCUAUGACAUCUUCUCGAUUACCAGUUCAAUAUAGCAAACGAACUGCUGUUUCCAAUGUGGGCUCUCCGGCUUGUUUUUUGACACAAAAAUCUGGAAAUUACACUUCGAGUCAAAAUUUAAGCAAGCCUGGUAAUUUUGGAUCCAAUAUUAAUUUUAAUAAUCAAACAUACAAUCCAUCUAAUAAUAGUUCACAGAAGAUUGGAAAUAUGAAUAUAAAUCAAAACUUCGACUACGCGAAUGGACGUAAAAAUACGAACUAUAAUACAGAUCAAUAUUUUGACAACACGAUCGGAUAUAAAUCAACGAACUAUACCUCAGGUAGGAGGAAUGCAUCGAAUAAUUAUAGAACCACAGGUUCUGUAUCUGCUAAUCAAUUUGACAAUUUGAAUAGUAGCAGUCAAAGCAAUGAAUCUUCUACUAUGAGUCAAAUAGAUAGUACCACCUCUUCACAGGGUUUGCAAACAACAGAUUCAACAAGUUCAGAUAAGCCGGCGAGUCCACCGCCAGCACCAUACUCCCCCAUGACUCGACCCCUUCCAACUUUAUCACCACCCACCCCUCAGGUCCCGUAUUAUCCACCGGCUCAAAACCGUUAUCAACCCUCCCUGCCAUCUCAGCACCAGCAGCAACAACAGCAGCAACAAUCUGGCCAACGUCGGUAUACAGUAGCUCCAACAUUGUCUACAAAUAGGAAGACAACUGAAAAAUAUUCGAAUGCUAAUUCGCAAACUAUGUUGCGGCAAAGCAAAUAUAAGGUGAAUAGUAUAAUACAAUCAAGUGGUAAAGUAUCCGAAGAUAGCUUGGGAGGUGCAGGUGAUGCUCCUCCUGCUGUUGGUAGAAUGCCUAUUACACCACCAGGCACACCCCAAACGCAUCCAGCUCAUUCUACAGGGGAUCAGAAUCAGUUGAGCGAUACAUGCCAUCAGAUACAAGCUCUGACCCUCUAAGAACUUUCUUUCACAUCUAUAUUUGCUUUCUUAUUCAUUUGAAAUCAUAUGAUCUGAAUGUCGGCCAAAAAAAUUUGCAUGAUACUGCAUGAGUAUGCAUUGUUAUACAAUUUCUCUUGUGAUCUCAGUCCUAAAUCCAAAAAGUAGACAUUCAAACUGUAAAUUAAAUUCUUCAUAUAUAAAAUAAAAACUUUAUUAAAUUAUUAAGCGAGCGAGCGCGUGUGGAUAUGUGUGCAUACAUAUUAAUAAAACAAAACAAUAUAAUACAACAAAUAUACAUACAUACAUAGAUACAUAGAUACAUAUAUAUAUAUAUAUAUACGUACAUACAUACAUACGCAUAUAAAAGCAUUCAACACAUAGAUACACAGAUGAAAACAAAAUUAUUAUUAGUAUGAAACACAUAUACACGAUAUAUAAUAUGUAAAUAUAUACAUAAAUGUAUUUAUAUGCAUGCAUACAUGCAUGUACAUCUAUGUAUAUAUAACAUUUAAUAUAAUAUAUAUAUAUAUAUAUAUAUAUUGAAGAUGACAGAUAUAAUUAGCGUUAAACUCAAAGUCAGUUAUAAAUUAUCUUUUAAAAGAGUCAAAUAUUAAUGAUAUAAACAUUAUAUCUUAAUAGAUACUGAUAUAAUUCAUCAUUUACAUCCAUAUUAUGCAGUAUUUGACGUUAUGCGUGAUAGGCUCGACAAACAUGAAUCUCACGAGCAUGGCUAGAGUAGUUAGAUGGAUAAGCAAAAAAAGAUAGAAACAAAUAAUUGUUAUCGUACAAAGAUGAGCGAUUUGUCAUGUGUUCAAAAAGAAAAAACAGAGGGGUAAUAGGGAGGCAAAUAGAAUUCAUUUCACAACGGUUGCUCAAGGCACUGCCACAUCUGUGUUUCUUUUUCUACCUGAAGUGGUAUCGUACUUAUAGUUUAAUUAGAGUGACCGUGAAUGUUCUCACGCCUUUUAAAAUAGAGCGGACACAAAUUCGUUAAUUUUUUUUUUCGGUAAAUUUCCGCGCAAACAUCGUAUAUUUAGCAGUUAAAAAAUAUUAAAGUGAAAUGCCCUGUGCCCAACGAAUAAGAUAAAAUACUAAAAAAAAUAAUGAAUUAAAAAAAUGUGUCGGCUGUGAGCUUCCAAGCAAAUAACAAUAAUUAAAUUAUUAUAAUAUAAAAAGUUAAAUAAUAUUCUACCUAAUUGUUAUGAACGUAAAUUUCUUUUAUCUAUAAUGAGAAAUUUGUUAUCUCAUAUCUCGCAUAUUAUAGCUAUUAUUAUCUAUUUAAAAACGUGAACAGGAAAUGUUACACCGAAGGUUCGUACGCUGUGAUGAUAUAGAGAUAUCGCGGCACGUAGAGGAAAAGUUAAAAGACAUCAGACUGUAUUUAGAUGACACAUCAAGGCCUAGAGUAUGUAGAACUUGUGAGUCGUUACAAAGAAAUUAAUUUAUUAAAAAGCAAGAGUGCCUUCUAUUUGUUUUCGUAAUUGUAUUGUUGAACAUUUGUUGCGUUACGUUCCAAGAGCCUCUAAUGUUGUUAUAAGAAAAAAAAGAUGUUUGAAGAUUGUUGUUCCUCUAUUUAUUUAUUGAUUUAUGGGCUGUAAAGUCCAACAACGCUCAGCGAAUUUGGAAGUGCGAAAGUAUGCUGUUAGGUUGGUAUUAGAGAACAUUAAAAAAAUGAAAAAGAAACAAGAAAAACAUACUAAAAUGCAACAGCCAAAUUGUAGGACCCCUGAUGGUCGUACGAAUGAUUCUAGAAAAAGAGCAGCACAUUUCGGCACCUAUUUCUAUGUAUAAUACACAGAAGAUAUCCCAGCAAUAUACAUAUGCAUAUAUAUAUAUAUACAAAAAAAAUAUUAUAACAUACCGAAGGUAUUUAAAAUAAGUGCGACAAAUGCGUAUCUUAAGUGUGCGUGUGCGCGAAUUUGGACAGGUGGCUGUGACUACUGUGUGCAAGUACAGAUUUGUAUGUAAGCAUUCGUGUGCUAGUGUGUCGGUUCACACACACGCAUAUUUCAUAAAUAUAUAUAUAUAUAUAUAUAUAUAUAUA
This is a messenger RNA of Vespa velutina, 5126 nucleotides long. RefSeq lists its product as uncharacterized. The record is from RefSeq and is a predicted model, not a curated record. The coding region runs from base 635 to 3100 and encodes 821 amino acids. The transcript has 8 exons. Lineage: Eukaryota; Metazoa; Arthropoda; Insecta; Hymenoptera; Vespidae. Gene Ontology annotation, molecular function: RNA binding.